AUGAGGAUAAUAUGCACACCGAAUAUAUAUGCAAGUGCUACUUUGAAGAGUAGAAUUUUCCCCAGAUCGUUUGGAAUACAAGUUAAGAAAUGCGAGGGAUAUAUCCUGCAAUUUGACAAAUACAGCUGUUAUUUUACAGUGAGGCGUAGUUUCAUAAGAAUUGAUAAAAAGUUUUAUAACACGAAUAAUUCGGAAAAAAAUUUAAAUGAACUUUUAAACAAUGUUCAGAAAAUUCUGAACGACAAUAAUUUUUUUGUGUAUAUUAAAAAUAAAGAAAGAUAUGAUGAAAAAGAUAUAUCUUUUAAAAAAGCAAAAAAGGAAGAAGUAGAUAUGUUUAAAUUGUUAAACUUAUUAAAUAAAAUAUUAGUUUUAAUAAAUGAAAAGGAUAAUUUCAAAAUAACGAUAUGGAAAAGUCCCAUAUUUCUUGACUUCUUAUCACUUAUUAAGUUAAAAAUGUCUUUUUUUAAUUUUCAUGAAAUGUUUUUAUUUGCAUUAUGCUUUUCGAAAAUACAGUUUAUACCACAAAUGUUGUUGGAAGAAAUGAUAUUAACUAUUAAAGAAGAAAGAUACUUACAUAAUUUUUUCAAAGAUGAUAUGAAUAAAUUUUUUCAAUUUUUAUUAAUUUUAUCAAAUAUGAAAAAUAUAAAAAAUGCAUCCGUAAAUUUAAACUUUAUCACCUUUAUAAAUAAUUACAUUCAAGUAAUAUUAAAUAACAUUAAAAAGGAAGAAGCUAAAAAUGAGGGGGAAUUAGGACACUAUCAAAAUAAUAAUAAUAAUGUUCUUGGACAGAAUGAAGGAGCAUAUAGUAGGGAAAAGAAGUGUAUAAGUCUGGAUUGUUAUAUGCUGCUGUGCACAUCCUUGUGUAAUUUGAACGUACGAAAUGUAGUGCUAUUACACGAAGUAAGCAAUGAAAUUGUAGGUAUAUUGGAUGGUAAAAAUUUUGAUAACAUUUUAGAUAAAAAAUUCGAAGUUGAUAUAGCAAAGAAACUAGUGAAUAUAUAUCUAUCGUAUGCCACAUUAGGUUGUACUAACUAUUAUUUUUAUGAUCAGUUAAACGCGUACUUGUAUAAUGUAAUUGAAUUGCUGCCAAUGUCUAGCUCAUUGACUCUACUAUUAUCCAUCGCUACGUUAAAAGAACAAGCAGAUUUUAAUUUUCCAUUGUGCAUUUUGUCCAUAUUAGAAAAAAAAUUUUUAAAUAAAUUUUAUUCUCUUGAUGGUAAAGAUUUAUUGUUAUUAAUUUAUUUAUAUACCUACUUAAAAUUGUAUAUUUCCAAUUAUCAUUCGUACGUGUGUAUGUUUGAUUACCUAUUUAAUAUUGAACAUUUUAGUGCAACAAAUGAAGAGGACAAAGUAAAACUGUUCCAAAUUUAUGUUUCACUAACUCAUGAUUAUGAGAGAACUCAAGGGGUAGGCAUGUUAGCGCAUGGAAAUUUAGACUGUCAGAUGAGGGAAACGGAUCAGAUGAGAAAGACAAAUCAAACGAAGGAUGAGAAAACAAAUUUGUCAACUGAACAAAAUGAUAACGAUGACAAUAUGAACAAGCAAUGCGACAGAGAUGCAUUAUACAGUGUAUAUAAAAUAAACAAAAUAGUUGUUGAAAAAUUAGAACAAAAAGGAAUCUUGCAGAAAAUUCAAGAAAAUAUGGAACUAGGUAGUGAGCAAGACGCAACGGAUCUAAAAGAAGAAAUACAAGAUCAAAUAGACAAAUUACAAGUCUUACUAAACACCGAUUUUAACGAUACAAUAUUUAAAGUAAAAAAUAUAAGGAAAAAUAAAACUGUGCAUAAUUAUUACUUAAGUCAUAUUUAUUUAGACAUAGAAAAGGAAAGGGAUAGUAUUAAAAAAGAUUCUCAAAAAGUUAUUAUUAAUUUUUAUAUAAAUAAGCUAGGUAAUGAUGUAAACAACCAAAUAGAUAUUUACACAAAUAUGAAAAGACAACACAUAAAAUGUUUAAACAUCAAAUAUAUUUUGGUUGACUUACAACAGUGGAAAAAUUUUACGCAUGAAGAGAAAAAAAAAUUCUUGAUUUAUGAGAUUAUGGGUGUCUGA
This is a messenger RNA of Plasmodium malariae, 2049 nucleotides long. Its product is annotated as conserved Plasmodium protein, unknown function. The record is from RefSeq and is a predicted model, not a curated record. The transcript has a single exon. The coding region runs from base 1 to 2049 and encodes 682 amino acids. Lineage: Eukaryota; Apicomplexa; Aconoidasida; Haemosporida; Plasmodiidae.